UGGAAAAAUAAUAGCUAGCCAAGGGGAGCCAUAACAUAGGUAUAGUUCCCCUUUGAUUAGAACCGCCUAUCUCAUCAUACUGUCCUGGACCCACAAAAAAAGUUUACAUACUUAUAUUUGGUACAUGCGUAUUAUUUUUUUACCAUCUCCGUUAAAGUUUUUAAUUCAAUGCCCUAAAAACUGUACGUUUAUGGUGUAGUAGUACUUGGAAAUCAAAACUGUCACCCACCAACACAGCCGCAGCUACCAACCUUGAAUGUUUAUACCUAUGCCACCGACCAACACGAAUCCCUUUUACCCCGAGAACCUCUGCAAAAUAUGACGCUACGCUCGUGGUGUGGAUUGGGAUGCACAGCGCAUUGGUCGUUGACGAUUUGGAAGUAAACAAAGUAUUUGAAUAUCUUUGCUCAAUCAUUUAGGUAUCUUUUUAAUUUUUCUAUCGGCAUUUCGGCGGGUAUAACUACAACUUAGUGUAUGCGCUAAUAACAGUAAUCACAAUUGUAAUUUGUAAACCUUCGGCGUCCGGUACUCCAGCGACCCGCGGACCGGGUCACACUGUUUUUCGAAUAGACUGCGCGUGCGGCGACAACCCACUGACGCUGAACAAAGCAAUAGGAACGCGUACAUUUUGUGUUCCGUUGCCGAGUCGACGACUUUACAUUAGUCGCGGAGCGGGACAAUACGACGUCCGGUACAUUUAAUAAAGAUCGAGACUGUGCGAAUAAUCGUAUGGUCUUUUGCCGAUUGCUAAAUAUUCCGCCAGUAGGGUUCCGAUCUCCGACUACCUUGAAGUCAUCAUCUGACUACGGAUCGAUUUUUUGACCGCUGCUUCGCACACAGAAACUGUCUUCGUUCAACGACGGUGAGUGUAUCACUUUUACCGUAUAUUUCCCCUCCCUUACUAGCCGUUUACGAAACGAUAUAAUAAUACCGCUUUAAUCAUCCGCCUAUUUGCUGUGUCGUUUUUAUAGCUCGUUCUUUUCUACUCUGGCACUUUCCAGUUAUUAUAUUAUUUAGGUAUUAAGUACUAGGUACCUGCAGCCGCAACGACGCACACAGAGGAGGGUUAUGGUAUGAACGUGUUUUACUUUCGGUUUUUCACAUUUGAUGAGAAAACUUCUGAAAAAAUCGAAAAAUAACCUCCAUAAAGUACCACUCCAAGAAUAUUUUCUUUUAGAACCACGGUCUAUAUCGUUUACAUCCGAGUAAGAUUUUUGGCUAAAACAGUGUUUAUGAAAAAAAAUAAAAUAAUCAUCUUUGUAAAACCAAUACAUUCUUCGCUCUUUUUGGAAAAAAUAUAUUCUAGAUAAGUAGAGANGGUGAAUGUCCAAGAUAGAAUAUUAUUUUUAUUUUUAAUUCGAAAGCAUAUUAUUGUGUUAAUAUUAUGUCGAUUGACAAUUAUUGUAAAUUUAAUAAUUGUGGUAGGUAUUGGUUGUUUCUCAAGUUUUCGUCUCCGUAAAUUCAGCCAUUAAGUGCCGCGUGUCAUCGUGCGCAUUGGUUUUGUUGAAUCGAGAGGCAGGAGCCGGACGGUGUUUUGCUAAUGAAUGUAAGGGCGAGGAGAACAACUCCGAGGAUUGAGUAAGGAGAGUGGAUAUGGUCAGCCUCUAGCUAAUUAUAGAUAAAAUCGUGCCCACGACGAAUGACUGAUAUUAAUUGUCUAUAAUGGCCGUAACUUCUUUGGGCAUUACGGACAAAUGAAAACAUACAGGCGAUGUUACAUGUUAUUUCGUAGUGCUUGACAAAUUUUUGUUCGGGGAGGUGAUAUUUAUUUAGACAAAAAUUAAAUUUUUCUUUGCAUCCUCACAUUUGAGAAAAAAAAUAAUCUCACAUAAUGAAAUAUAUUAAUGUCCGCCAAAUCCGUACUAUCCACUUUUCACCCAUUAAAUUUAUUUAAUUAAUACACGGGCAAAACCAAAAAUGAAUAGGGGUAAAAUAAUAACAAUAAAACUUGGUAUUGGCAAUGCCAGACUCGGCGCGGCUAGUAAAAGUUAAAAAAAUUUAAUAUCUAUAGCUUAAAACAUUACUCCAUAACUAAAAACAGAUUUCACCAGGAAAUAAUAAAUAGUUUUCUUAAUUUUAAUAUUAAAGUAGCCCUUUACAUAUUUUUAGAAAAAUAAAAACUCAUGUAAAUCUGAAAUCAGUAUAUUAAUGUGACAUAUCCAUUUUAAUUUAUUAUCCACAGUAAUACUAAUACUCUUUCACCUUUUGCAAAAUAUUACACUUACUAUUAAUUUUACAAUAUAUAAUUUUAAUCGAAAGUUGUAAUUUAAAAGAGAAUCUUUAAUCAUAAAUGUCAUAUACUUAUGAUUUAGGUAUAUUUUGCUUUAACACAUUAUUAUCUAACCAUAAGAACUUAAAUUUUGGUUGGUGACUUUAUGGUGUUCUUUUAUAAAUAUAGUUAAUUCAUUGUCCUCUGUUGUCAUUUUUGAUAUCUAAUUGUUUUAUUUAUCAUAACUUACAGAUUUAAUACACAAUAUGGACCAACAGGAUGCACAGAACAGACAGAUCAAUUAUGAAAAAAACAUUGAAUUAAUUUCAGAAUAUCAUAUGGGCGAUAUUGUUUGGGCUAAGCUCGUGGGAUGCCAAUUUUGGCCGGCCAUGGUCACUAAAGAUCCUUUAUGCAGUUUGUUUGUCAAAGGAAACGGUAAUUACAUAAUAUAGUGUUGUUGCAGAUAUGCUAUAUAUUUUAAUAGAAUCUAUAAUUUGUUUUACAUUUUACAUUAAUAAGUCCAAUUAGUGGUUUGGUUUUCAAAUCUGAAUUUUGACAAAGAAAUUGAAAACUAAAUUGUUUAAGAGAACCUAUACAUACAUAACAAAUGUUGUUUUUUGUCUUCUAAACAGACAUGAUUUUAGCAGAUUUAAAACCAACUUUGUGCUGUCAGUUUUUUCAGACAUUAUCAUUCAUAUUUUUCUUUCGAGCUCUUUUUAAUUAUGAUAUUUCACACAUGUAUAUCUUAACUAAAAAUUUAAAUUGAUAAAAAUAAAAAAACUAAUGUACAAACUCAGAUGAUGUUAUUCCAGCUGAGCUUGCUGGUACAAUUCACUCUAAAAUUGAAACUCAUGAAUUUUGACCUCGAAUGACUUUUAAAUCUUACAUGAUAUUGUUGGGGACUUUUCAUAUUAAUGAAGAUAUUUUACCCAUUGUUUAUGAAGUAGUUAUAAAGUUUUAUGCAACAAUUCAGCUUAAAACCAAUUAAUUUUUCCCAACUGAAAUUAUAAUUUGAUUAGACCUUUAAAGGGAUUGAAGAGAAUCCAUCAAAUAUACUUUCAGGGAAAAAAAAAUUUUUUUAAAGGAUACACAAGAUAAUAUGUAUUUACCUAAAUUUUUUUUUUUUUAUUGAUUUUUAGGAAGAAACAGAACUUAUGCUCUACAUGUGCGAUUUUGUAAAUUUUAUGGCCGAAGAAGUUGGGUGACGAUUGUUGAAAAAUAUUGUUCUGAACAAGAUCUUGUUUCAAAACACCCAGAUUAUAUGGUAAGCCUUAUUAAAUAUUUACUUUUCUCGUCAUUCAGUAAAUCAAUCUGUAAUUUACCUAUGUAAGUUUAAGUAGGUCUAUUUAUAUUUUUAACAUUUUUUAUGAUCAGAGUGGAAUUUCUGUCUUAUAAGGUAUUGUUAUAUUGAUUAUAUAAAUAUAAUUGACAUAUUUUAUUAAAACCAACAUCAUUGUAUCCCAAAAUAUUUAAAUAUUAAUUUAAUGAAUGUUUAUAGUAUUCUUCAGAGAAAGACUUUAGUGAAAUGGUUUUAUGGCAUGAGGCUGUGAAAGUAGCUGACCAUUUGUCGACCCUCCAUCCAAAGUAAUAAUAUUCUAUAGAUUAUGUUGUUUUUUUAGACCUUAUACUACUAGGUAUGUUUUUUGUACAAUUGAAAUGAUUAAAUCUAGAGGGAGCUUCUCUUGUUAGGCUUGUGAUUGCUCAAUAAUACUUAUUGUACAGAUAUUAUUAUAAUACUUACCUACUUUCUUUAAUCAUUAAUAACUUGUUAUUGCAGUAUUUCCC
This is a messenger RNA of Cinara cedri, 3994 nucleotides long. Lineage: Eukaryota; Metazoa; Arthropoda; Insecta; Hemiptera; Aphididae. The record is from the annotation of a GenBank genome assembly.